ACAUAGGUAAAAAAUUUUUGUUUUUAUUAUGAAAAAUAAUAUAAGUUUCGUUAUCAGUAAUGUUUUUAAAUUAACAGUAAAAAAAUUCAAUACUUAAUAAAUUACUUUUUGCGGAGAUUCAGAGGUUUUGCUGAAUCCACCAAUCAUUCUUGAGAAAUUUAAUAUUAUGAUACCUGUAAAUUAAUUAAUUAAUAGUGCACGUAUAAUUUAAUUCCUCAAUUGGGGCAUUUUGUAGAACCGCAAUAAUAAGAGUGUAGUUUCAGUUCAUUUUUUAGAAUAUUUGCCGAAAGAAAAUUUGAGAUAAAUGUAAAUAUCCAGAUUUAAAAGCAAAUGGACUUGUAUUAUAUUUAUGCACCUAUAAUUUAACAUACAUAUACAUAUAUAAAUGUAUGUACUCAGAAAGCAAAAGUAAAUGGAAAUUUACAAAGAUUUUUUACGGUUAUUGCCAAGCGAAUUAAAGUUUAAAAUAUUGUCGUAUUUGGACUUAAAAGAUUUACUCAGUGCAACACAAGUAUCGAAAGAUUGGUAUACUAUAUGUAAUGACAAUUUUUUAUGGCGGGAAAUAUGUAUAAAAGAACAAAUUUGCACAAACGUUGGAGAAAAUGAUACCCAAAUUUUUAAAUCUAACAGAAAAAUCGAUUCUGAGAUUUCGUUUUGGAAAAUGUGUUAUAUAAGACAAUGUAACUUGGAAAAAUCAUGGAGAAGCCGUCAGACUAACAGUUUCUCAAAAGUAAUUGAAUAUAAUGCUGAAAUGAUCGGUUGUAUCCAAAUAAAUGAAAAGUAUCUUGUAUCUGCAUCAUUGGACGCUGUAAUAAAUGUUUUUUUAAUAAAUACAGGAGAGAAUUUUAAGAAAUUAUUAGGACACAGAAGUGGCGUAAUUUUACUUAAACUAUUAGACAACAUAAUAGUUUCUGGAGAUGGGGAUGGUAUUAUAAAAAUUUGGAAUAUUGAAAAUGGACAAUGUAUUUUUAAUCUUAAUGGACAUACUGCAAGAAUUAGUUGCCUAAGCGUGUAUAAAUGCAAGUAAUUAAAUACUUGUUAGCGGUUCCUGUGAUUUUUCUUUACGUUUUUGGAAUUUUGAAACCGGAAAUUGUUUGAAAGUAUUCAACGGUCAUACAGCUGCCGUUCGAUGCACGGAUUACAAUGGGACAUUUGUAAUAUCUGGAUCUUCGGACAAAACAGUAAAAAUAUGGAAUACAAAUACUGGAGAAUGUAUAAAAACUUUAGAAGGUCAUCGAUAUGAUGUCGUUGCGCUGAGUUUUGACGGAUUAAAUAUUGUAUCAGCUUCAAUUGGUGCAAUAUAUAUUUGGAAUGCUGAAACUGGCUCUAUAAAAAACAACUUAAUGGGAUGUAAAGAUUGUUUUGCUUUCAAAGAAAAAAAUGAUUUGAUUUCUAAUAAAAAUAUGUUUGCUUUCAUCAACGUACUUUAUUCACCAAAUCCUUUUGUUCGUUUCAAAUACGAUAUAAAAAUUUGUGAUUUCGCAACGGGUGAAUAUUUACAAACUAUUACAGAUGAAACAGAAGAAUGUUCUCAAGUAAAAUGUAUGCAGUUUGUUUUGAAUUUUGUGUUAACAAGCACUUAUGGAAGCACAAUAAAACUAUGGGAUAUAAAAUCAGGCAAAUUUAUACGAAAUUUAAUUAACAUAAAUUGGCAUGAGGAUGGAUAUUAUGUUCACGGAUUUCGAGCAAAUGAAACGAAAUUAGUUGUUCUAACACAAAGUAACACUUACAAAAAUAAAAUUAUUAUAAUAAACUUUGAUUUUCAAUGCAAGGGCAUUAACUUUAUGAGGAGCACUAUGCAGAAUCAUAAUUGCAGCGUUACGUAAACAAAAUGAGCAAAACUGCUUCUGGAGUAUGUUGUGCCGUGAAAACCUGCAGGGCAUCAAAGCGGAAGGUUCCAAAUUUAAGAUUAUUUAAAUUUCCCAAAAAUAAUGAGCAUCAACUUAAAGAAUGGUUACAAGCAUGUGGAAUAUCUGAAAUUCCCGGAAUGGGAACUAGGAGAUUUCUAAUUUGUCACCGUCAUUUUAAUCCUGAUCAAAUUGGAGAAGUGUAUUUAAAAAAAAAUGCUGUUCCUCAAAGAUAUUUAGAUACACCUCCACCUAAUAAAAACGACAAUGACCGAGAGCCUUCUAGUUUUGAGCCACAAAAUAGUUUUAUAAAUGAAAUUAAUAUCAAAAAUGAAUUUCCUGUUGCCAAACAAUAUUCAAACAAUAGAUACAGAAAAUCUGGUAGAAGAUGUAUUAUAAGAUCGUGCCGUGCAACGUAUCGUAGCAAUCCAAAAUUAAGAUUUUUUAGUUUUCCUGAUCCAAAAUCGGAUCGUUUUAAAAAAUGGGUAAGCAUAUGUAAACUAACACCGAGCGAUCUUCAGUUAAAAAAUAUUUUGAUAUGUGAAAAACAUUUUUGGAAAGCGGAAUUAUGUGGAAAACGGUACACUGCUGAAGCGGAGCCUAAAUUUUUUCUUUCUGCACCUAGAUAUAAAAUAAUUGGUCCAUCAGAUCCUAACUAUAAAGUAAACGAAAAACAAGAAUUAAAUGAAAAACAUAUUAAACUAGAACCGCUGGUUGGAAAAGAAAAAAGCACAUUAAAUAAGUGUAUUAUCAAAAGUUGCGGUACAACAAGUAAUAACUACGUGGAUAUGAUCAUGUUUCCUAAAGAAGCAGUCAAUCUUUUUGAUGUGUGGUCAGACAUUUUCAAACUUGAUCCAAAUGAAAUAUUUAAUAUUGAUAUUAACGCCAUUAAAGAAAAUGACACUUUAUAUAUUUGUAAAAGACAUUCGUUGUUUCAUAACGAAUAUAAUGGAGAUAUUAGCCCGGUAAAUUUUUUCCGUGAUAUCAAAAGUGAAUAUGACGAAAUAAAUUUUAAUGUUGAGGAUGAUAUUUAUAAUUCUUUGGAAGACAACAUGGAAAGGUCUUUAGAGUUUCCAGAAAUUGACGGCAGUGAAAAUGUUAAAAAAAUCUACGAAAACGAAAUGAUAAAGCUGAAAAAGGAGGCUGAAAAAGAAAAAAUUAAACAUUUAUGUAUAAUUAGUAAUUUAAAAGAAGAAAUUUUCAAAUUGAAAGAUGAACUUAGUAAAUUUCAGUAG
Messenger RNA from Condylostylus longicornis, 3082 nucleotides. RefSeq names its product F-box/WD repeat-containing protein 7-like. The coding region runs from base 1832 to 3082 and encodes 416 amino acids. The record is from RefSeq and is a predicted model, not a curated record. Gene Ontology annotation, molecular function: sequence-specific DNA binding; protein binding. The transcript has 9 exons. Lineage: Eukaryota; Metazoa; Arthropoda; Insecta; Diptera; Dolichopodidae.